Molecule: messenger RNA, 864 nt
Organism: Rotaria sordida
Lineage: Eukaryota; Metazoa; Rotifera; Eurotatoria; Philodinida; Philodinidae
Source: the annotation of a GenBank genome assembly
AUGUCUCGCCUAUCACCAUCAACAGCAGUUCCGAAUGUAUGGGCUGCAGCUGCAGGUUCUUCAGCACCUGGGCCUACAAUAACAGGACCUAUACUACAAGAUGGUGGCAAUCCAACCGGGUUAUCUACGAUAAAUAAUCUGAAUGUACCAUCAUCUACAAUAGGAAAUAGAAGCAAUCUACCACCGAUUCCAACAUUUCCUUCUGUUCAACAACCAGUAGGUCUUGCGAAUAGUUUAGGUUCAAAUUAUUAUGCUACAUCUACUAGUGUACCACCAUUCAAUCCAAUUGCAACAAAUUUUGUAUCAGAUCCAACACAAAUUAUUCGAAAUGAAGCUAACAAUCGACGAUUGAGGCAACUUGAAGAUGAAAAUGCACAACGUCGAAAUGCUGCAAUGUCUCUUCAACAAAUGGGUACACAUAUAUUACAAAGUCAGAUGGAUGUACAAGAACAAGUAUUACAAUAUCAAUUUAUGUUAGAACAAUGUAUGGAUACUCUUGAUUAUCAAAAUUUUAUUUUAAAUGGACAAAGUGAAGAAUUAGCAUUAAUUCGAGCAAAAAUGCGACAUUUUGAAUAUUUUAUGGAUGCAAUUAAACAGAUGAAAAAAAGUAAACUUCUUCGACGAAAUACACUCGAAGAUUCUAAUAUCAAUGAUUGUGAUUUUUUCAAUGUUCCAAAUCCUUUAUUACCUCUUUUCACUGGACGUCUAACUUCAUCACAAUUUCAACCUCUCAAUCUACGAUAUCGAUCACCAACUGGUCGAUCAUCAAAGCUAAACGAAUCUCGAAGGAUGACACCAUCAAUGUCAAAUUUAAGUACCGACAAUGUUCGUCUUUCACGUCCUCUUAGUAAUCUCAACAAUUGA